This is a messenger RNA of Bombina bombina (fire-bellied toad), 2330 nucleotides long. Its product is annotated as cytochrome P450 2G1. Gene Ontology annotation, cellular component: intracellular membrane-bounded organelle; cytoplasm. The record is from RefSeq and is a predicted model, not a curated record. The transcript is spliced from 9 exons. NCBI's taxonomy places the organism in Eukaryota, Metazoa, Chordata, Amphibia, Anura, Bombinatoridae. Gene Ontology annotation, molecular function: heme binding; iron ion binding; oxidoreductase activity, acting on paired donors, with incorporation or reduction of molecular oxygen, reduced flavin or flavoprotein as one donor, and incorporation of one atom of oxygen. Gene Ontology annotation, biological process: xenobiotic metabolic process. The coding region runs from base 17 to 1507 and encodes 496 amino acids.
UAAAAACCUCUCUUUCAUGUCUCUCAUGGAUAUAACAGGAUUUGGAAUGUUGCUACUUCUGCUCAUAACCAGCAUUUUUAUCUAUUUGACAUGGAACAAAAUGUACAAGAAACGUAACCUUCCUCCAGGUCCAACGCCUCUACCGCUGAUUGGAAAUUUACUACAGAUAAAGUUAGGUGAAUUGGCCGGAUCACUUAUAAAGCUUCAGGACCAGUAUGGCCCAGUCUAUACAUUGUACUUUGGCUCGCGGCCUGUGGUUUUCAUUUGUGGAUAUCAGGCAGUGAAGGAAGCCCUUGUUGACCAUGCAGAAGAAUUUGGAGUCCGUGGAAGAGUUCCUACAAUGGACAAAUAUACUCAAGGAUAUGGAUUUGCUUUUGCAAAUGGUGAGCGGUGGCAGCAAAUGAGAACAUUUGCUAUUAAGACCCUGAGGGAAUUUGGACUUGGGAAGAAAAGCACAGAGGUGAAGAUUCAUGAGGAGGCUCAGAAUCUGGUGAAGGAAAUCUCACAAUUAAAUGGGUCACCAGUUAAUCCAUCUAAAAUGUUUGUGAUUUCCGUAGCCAAGGUAUUUCUCUCUAUUAUUUUUGGAAGCAGCCUUGAAUGCAAGGACGAGAGAUUAUUAAAGCUUCUCAGCUUAGUGGAGGAGACUUUCAGUCUUAUGAGUUCAACUUGGGGACAGUUGGAGGACACCAUUCCUGGACUAAUGAAAUACAUUCCAGGGCCACACCAAAAGAUCGUUAACGUAUCUGAAGAACUGAUUGGCUAUAUACAAGACAGAGUGUUGGUCAACCAGAAAUCACUAGAUCCUGAUGACCCAAGAGAUUUUAUUGAUUGUUUUCUUAUCAAGAUGGAGCAGGAAAAACAGAAUCCCAACUCAGAGUUCACCAUGAGAAAUCUCUUGCUAUCAGUUCACAGCCUAUUACUUGGUGCAGGAGAUUCUGUAGCUACAACACUGAGACACACAAUGUUAAUCCUAGUGACAUAUCCAGACGUUCAAGCUAAACUUCACAAGGACAUUGAUCAUGUUAUUGGAAGAAACAGACUUCCACUGCCAAUUGACCGGAGCCAGAUGCCUUAUACAGAAGCUGUCAUCAAUGAGGUCCAACGAUUUAUAGAUCUUGCUCCACUUAAUAACACACAUUCAGUUAUGAAAGACACCGAGUUCCGAGGAUAUACUAUUCCCAAGGGCACUGAUGUCUACCCAUUGCUCUGUACUGUUCACCGUGAUCCCAGCCAAUUCUCUACACCGUACAAAUUCAACCCCAACCACUUCCUAGAUGAGAACGGCGUAUUCAAGAAGAAUGAUGCUAUGAUGGCUUUUUCUGCAGGAAAGCGGAGAUGUCCCGGAGAAGGACUCGCUAUACUUGAGCUGUUUCUUUUCCUAACCAUUAUCCUACAAAACUUCACCCUGACCUCAGAGAAAAAAUUUACUGAUGACGAUAUUGCCCCAAAAUUAACUGGAUUUCUCAAUCACCCCAUAUAUUUUGAAAUCUCUUUUGUUCCACGAUAAUAUUUUUUCAAAAAUGUAUUUUUUUUAAAUAUCUGAAUUUUGUUGACAUUAUUUUAAUUUUCAUUGUUAAUGUCCAUAUUCAUUAUUAAUGCAUGUUAUAUUGGACUUAUUUGCAUAGGGAACACUAUUACAAUGUCCAGCUUCUUUGCCAUGAGAUAUUAUGAUGUCAAGAUACAAAUAUUUAGUCAAAUAUUAGUUUUAUAGAGCUUUGUUAAACAGGAACAACACACUAUUUUCUUUAUUUUUCUAGAUAAAGCAUAUAGUUUAAAAAAAAAAACGUAUUUGCUUCACUCUCUUAUGCCCUGAUAUUCAAAGUUUCUCCAGCUUGGAGAGAAAUUGCAGUUCAGACUUCACAGGGGCUGAACUCACUGAGGCCUAGAUUUAGAGUUUGGCGGUAGCCGUGAAAACCAGCGUUAGAGGCUCCUAACGCUGGUUUUAGGCUACCGCCGGUAUUUGGAGUCAGUCAGGAAAGGGUCUAACGCUCACUUUUCAGCCGCGACUUUUCCAUACCGCAGAUCCCCUUACGUCAAUUGCGUAUCCUAUCUUUUCAAUGUGAUCUUUCUAACUCCGGUAUUUAGAGUUGUGGCUGAAGUGAGCGUUAGAAAUCUAACGACAAAACUCCAGCCGCAGAAAAAAGUCAGUAGUUAAGAGCUUUCUGGGCUAACGCCGGUUCAUAAAGCUCUUAACUACUGUGCUCUAAAGUACACUAACACCCAUAAACUACCUAUGUACCCCUAAACCGAGGUCUCCCCACAUCGCCGCCACUCGAUUAAAUUUUUUAACCCCUAAUCUGCCGACCGCCACCUACGUUAUACUUAUGUAC